Lethenteron reissneri (Far Eastern brook lamprey) is the source of this 5793-nucleotide messenger RNA. RefSeq names its product serine/threonine-protein kinase 32B-like. Gene Ontology annotation, molecular function: ATP binding; G protein-coupled receptor kinase activity; G protein-coupled receptor binding. The record is from RefSeq and is a predicted model, not a curated record. Gene Ontology annotation, biological process: G protein-coupled receptor signaling pathway; regulation of signal transduction; protein phosphorylation. NCBI's taxonomy places the organism in Eukaryota, Metazoa, Chordata, Hyperoartia, Petromyzontiformes, Petromyzontidae.
GUGGCUCGGGCACGGGGCGAGGAUGAAGGAAGACGGACACAAGAAGGGGCUGUGGCCUCGACGACGAAGCCGCCACUGCACGACGGAGUGAGUUGCGUGCGUCCCGAGCGAGGCGUCACCGCGCGCGAUGAACUUGGAGCGAGCGACGCGCAGCGCCACGAAGCGUCGCCGUCUUGUUGCGCGCCUCGCACACAACUCUCGUGGCACUUUGAGUCACGUCACCUCCUCCUCCAUUGCUAGGCAACCCCGCAGCGCCCUCCUCUUCCUCCCUCCCCGCAGGACCCCCAUCCUCCUCCUCCUCCUCCCCCACCCCGACUCGCGUGCCACCGAGUGGACGAGACUCUAAAUAUUAAAAGACCUCACGGAGUGCGGGACACACUCUCACCCUCUCCCUCUCGCAGCCGGAGCGGAGCGCUCUUCCAUCCCGGCGUCUCCGAGUUUGAUUCUCGCUCACGGCCACCACCGGUGACGAUUGUCUGAACCGGUCCUGGGCCUCUCUUAGGUCGACUCAGCCUCAAAUGAGUACCUGGUGCGGUGCGUAAUCAUUGCUAGGAGGGAGACGAAGGCGACCGGGCGUGGUGCUGGCCACCCACCCCCUCGUGUGCCACAGUGCCGGCUCUUCAUCGGUGCUGCUACUCGCUAACAGCACUCGCCCCAACAGUCUGUGGAGGCUACACGGUGUGAGGGGUGGGGGGGGCAUCUCUCUAUUUAUUGUGAGCGGCCACCCAGCAGCAGUCCAGCCGCGGUCUCCUCCCGGCUCUCGCUGCUGCUGCUGCUGCCGCCGCCGUCGCCUCGGUGGCCACGGGACGAACUCCGCGUCCCUCCUCCUCCUUCCCCCCCUCCUCCUCUACCCGAGCUGGAGCCACGGCGCCGCCGCCGCCGCUGCUGCUGCUGCGCCCCGAGCCCAUGGAGUGAUGAUGGUGGGGGGCUGCACGGGCCGACCAUGGGGGGCACUCACUCCUCGAAGAGAGUCGUGUUCGACGAGAACGAGGACGUUAACUUUGACCACUUCCAGAUUCUCCGGGCAAUUGGAAAGGGCAGCUUUGGCAAGGUGUGCAUAGUCCAGAAGCGGGACACACGCACGAUGUACGCCAUGAAGUACAUGAACAAGCAGGUGUGCAUCGAGCGGGACGAGGUGCGCAACGUGUUCCGGGAGCUGCAGAUCAUGCAGGAGCUGGAGCACACCUUCCUCGUCAACCUCUGGUACUCGUUCCAGGACGAGGAGGACAUGUUCAUGGUGGUGGACCUCCUACUGGGCGGGGACCUCCGCUACCACCUGCAGCAGAACACGCGCUUUCAGGAGGAGGCGGUGCGUCUCUACGUGUGCGAGCUCUCUCUAGCGCUUGACUACCUGCAGCAGCGCCACAUCAUCCACAGGGAUAUCAAACCAGACAAUAUUCUUCUUGAUGAACAUGGGCAUGCACACAUUACAGACUUCAACAUUGCCACUGUGGUGAAGGAAGGCGAGCAGGCGUCCUCCAUGGCUGGCACAAAGCCCUACAUGGCUCCCGAGAUGUUCCGCUCGUACGUGGAGGGCGCCCCGCGGUACUCGCCCGCCGUGGACUGGUGGUCGCUGGGGGUCACGGCGUACGAGCUGCUGCGGGGAUGGAGGCCAUAUGAGAUUCAUUCAAGUACCACUAUAGAUGAGAUCCUGCAAAUCGUGGACACCAAGUCUGUGCACUACUCUUCCUGCUGGUCGCAGGAGAUGGCCAGUCUUCUGCGCAAGUUGCUGUGUCUGAAGCCGGAGAACCGCUGGGCGAGCCUCGCCCGGCUGCAGGGCUCGCCGCUGCUCGCUGACGUCAACUGGGAAGCCGUGCUCCAGAAGAAGGUGACGCCCUCCUUCCUGCCAAAUAAAGGGCAGCUGAACUGCGACCCGACGUUCGAGCUGGAGGAGAUGAUCCUGGAGGCGAAGCCGCUGCACAAGAAGAAGAAGCGACUGGCGAAAAGCAAGAUGCGCGAGGGCAGCAAGGAAAGCUCGCACUCGCAGGAGAACGAGCACCUGCAGGAGUUCCUGGAGAACGUCCGCCAGGAGUUCAUCGUCUUCAACAGGGACAAGAAAUGCAAGGGUGCGCUGGCGAGCAAGGAGGCGGAGCGCGACGAUGCCGUCGCCUCGUCGCCCGCGGACGGGGCGGGCAGCCUGCCCGACGACCCCGAGGCGGGGACGCGGAAGAACGGCUGCGGCUCCGUGUGCCACGUGGUCUCCAAACGGACUUAGCGCAGAGGAGAAAGCCCGCGGAUUGCAUGCGAGGAGAGGGGGCGGCUGCGAGGUGCGGAUGAUACCCACGCUUUAGUCCCCGCCGGUGGCGCAGGAGAAAACACGAUACCUACACGACUGUUUAAACGCCUGCUCCUCUCGUAACGGAACAAUCCGCAGCUGUCACUAGACGACUAUUUAUAUGACUGAUGAAACUCCCACUUGUAAUUAUACAUUCACACAGUCGUGUAUCUAAACAAAUGUGUGGCUUGAAAGAUAAUUUAUAAGAGAAUUGGGUACUAUACUACAAUCAUGUUUCUGUGUGUGCGUUCACGUGUGUGUGCGCUCACGUGUGUGUGCGUGUGUGUGCGUGUGUGUGAAAGGCAGCGGCUAAUGCGGGCCCAGGCCUUGUACUUGGGCUUGCUACCCCUACCACAUUUACUUCCUGUAAUAAGCACGUGGGGGAACGGUGGGAACAGCUCUCCAUGAUGCCUUCAACCAACCGUGGUAUGGUGGAGCCCAGGGGGUUCAAAACCACUGUGCCCCCACUCAGAGAGUUUCCAGAAAUAAGCAAAUGCUGCUGCUGCUGCUCACAAUCAUUGAGGUGGAGAGAGCCCGACUCCUCUGCCUGGAGCUCGACUGGUAGACCCUCGACCUCCGUGGAGUACAGGUGUUACUGAUCGUCGCGCGUGUCAUUGAAAGCACUGUACACAUUUCAAGCAGGGUCAGCUAUUUCUGCGAUAAUGUCAGCUAAUGGGGAGUGGCUCUUCUGAACAAGAUAAAGAAAGGUGUCCCUCUUGGGACACGGCGGUGAUAUGUGGGAAGCUGUGAGCUCAAGUUGUGGGUUUGCCAAUCUAGAAACAGUAAGCGAUAAGUAGUCCAUAAUACUUGCCUCUGCUAACACCAAUAAUGAACAAUGGUGAAGAGAGCAGGCCUAGUCGCACCCUUGGGUGACUUCACUGCAUGAGACACAGUGUUGACACCCAAACUCGAGUGAUGGAAAGCCACGGGCCAGAUCAGCAUGACAUUAAUAAUAGGAUGUUUCUGAGUUUCUGUGCUGCCCAUCUGCUUGGAGUUACAAAACAAGCUGCUCACUCUCAAGUGCAUCCACACAACAUCCUUAGGCUAGAGGAGAGUCUGAGACCAGAAUAAGCAUUGGGCAAAACAAAAAUCUCCCCAUUCAAUUUCUUUUGGAGUGUGACAAAUUGUGAGCAGGCCACAUCCUGCAUGACACCAACUGCUUGGACCGCAGGAUGGAGUCGGCACGAUUCUAAGUGUGUCCUCGGUGAAGUCGGGGCCUUACCAAUAACAACGACCAGGGCACCUCCCUCUUCGACGUGCCUGACAAACCACGGCAUGUGAUAUUCAAUGCCGUAUCGCCAUGCAAACUGAAGCUUGUACAAGCCCACUGUGGGGUCAGGCAGGCAUCUUAUUGCACAGUUACCUUAUUCUACAUCUGUCUGUCACAGAUAUAGGGAAUUUCACCAGUGCCUGCGGUGUACCCAAGUCACAUACCCACGAGUUGACGGCACCUCUGGGUGUGGAAUGGAAGUCCCCACCCCUCGUGUGACAUUCUCGUGGCUUUACCAAUAAAUCUGCAUCUGUGGCAGAUGCAGAUGGAGGCUGUUAACCCGUGCGGUGUGCGCCGUUGAUCUGGUGAAUACAGCACCUCCCGAGAUUGAGUUUUGAGAACUUGCUGUUGACCCAGGAACUCACCAAAGAGUGGGACUUUAACGCCAACCCUACUAAAAAAGACAUUUGCCCCUGUAUUUUUGUAUCAUCAAUGGAGUUGUGGAGGAGCGUUUGCAUCCAGGUAGCUUAAAGAUACUGGAAAGAUAUGGACCAUGUCCCACCCAUUGGGUUACUCUGGCAAUGAUGUCAUUGCCCGGCUCGUGUGGUUCAUGCAGUGAUAAGAGAGACUAUAACAUCUCUAUGCAGAAGGUCGUGGGUUCGAUCCCGACGAUUUCUGGUGUAUCAGGGGUUUGCAAGAUCUCCCCCCAUGGUCACGUGGAUUUUUAUUCUCUGGGUUCCUCCAGUCUUGCCCUCCACGUUUUUUUUUAUAUUCCUAGUAAAUAAAAUCGUUUAGUUUUUAUGUACAACACCAAAACAAAUGUUGAUUGGCUGGAUAAAUGUUACUGCGAGCUAACUGGACGUAGCGCAGACCACCCAUCAAAAAUCUCAAUCGGCAAUUAAGUCCAUUGUUGCAAGACUCAAAGAAAUUGGCAUGCAUGCUUUUUGGACUCCACUGCUUAAAAUCAAUAACCGGUGCAUCUUGUUCCCAGUAUCAGACCGGAAAAGUUUCUUCAUUGGCAUUUAAAGCACGCGUGAAAUUCAUGAUUACAUUGGAUUUGUAUACCCACGAUGCACGUGUCAAAUACUGUUAUAUGUGUAAACGUGAUUGAUUAUGUAAAUUCAAUGUAAAUUAUCUGUGAAUAAUCCAUUUAGGUUGAACAAAAGAGAAAAAGUGUAGAGAGGACAACAAGGGGGAAACGAUAUAAACUGGGUGGGGAAAGAGGCCAAAAAUGGAAUUAAAAUUAUGAAUUGUGACAAAUCAAAUGACAGCUUGAGGGUGGGAGGAAUAAUUGAAUGCAUAAUUAAUCUCGGUAAUUUACCAACAAUUUAAUAUUCCUAAGUUGUUCCAAGUGUACGAUUGAACGUGUAAGCUGUGUGUGUUACGUGUGGUGGAACUAGUGUGAACUAGUGUCCUGACCCAUUUCAAGAGGAACGCUGCUCUCUAACAAUAUAUCACUUUUUGUAUUAUAUAUAAGCAGUAUAGAGCAUGUGUUAAUGCGUAUAUAGUGUAUACUGUAUAUACUUUUUACAGUUAAAUAUGAAAUUUGUCUCCUGCUGAUUUGCAAUCCGCUGAAAAAAUGUCAUCAAUUUUUAUCGGUCGCACAUUUCAUUUCUGUGGAGGCUUGCUCCAUCAUACCCAUUUCAUUUUUAUUUUAUUGCCACAAAUCGGACGCAAUUCGAUGUUGAAUCAAAUCAAUCAUGGGUCACUAUUCACAAUAAUUCUGUGAAUAUACACAACAUUUUUACUCUGAUUAUUGGCAAUUUUUGCAGAUUGUUAAACCAUCGGCUAUGAUCGUCUUUCUUGGAUUGUAGAUUGUCUUGCUACAAAACAAUUCGUGUCAUUUAAGAACGCAGUCCCAAUAGUGCGAGAUGCCAUCUACCUCGCCUAGUAUGCAGGAGGUCGUGGGUUCGAUCCUGACUCUGACGAUGCCUGCUGUAUAUUUGGAGUUUGCGUGUUCUCCCCGUGGUCACGUGGAUUUUUCUCCGGGUCCAGUUUUCGCGACUACAUUUAUAAACGCGUUUGGAGUAUUUGACUGCUAUACAUUUCCACGUGAAAAGCCACUUCGUGGAGCUUUCAUUUGUGGCCAGGUCGCUUCUGAAAAAUAUCUACAUAGUUCAGAGGGCCUUACCCCGUAAAACAAAAACAAGUAGUAUCACCUCUCGAAACCAGUCCUUCUACAAUCCCGAAUGAGUGUUUCCGAGUGCCUCUGGUGGUGCAUCAGUUCUCAGCGGUCACCGUUCUUCUUGCGACAUGGAUGAUGCUUCUUUCCUUUGGGGAAGACAAUCUGAAAGUAUUAAACAUUUUC